GAAGGCUUCGCUGUCCCGGCUUCCCCCUCGUGGGUCCCAUCUUCGGAUCACAUCGCGGCCGUCCGUCUCCGUCUUCGCCUGGUCUCGACCGUUUGCGCCGGCGUGGUAAACUUUGCGUCAACGGCACGGCCUGACACCGCUGACGAGGAGAGAGAGAGAGAGCGCGCAAGCGCGAGGACGACGACGAAACAAUAGAAGAGGACGGCCACUGCCCGAUUCGCACGCCGACAAAGAGGAAACCGACGUCAGCCCCUCUCUCUCUCCUCCGCUCGCCGGAAGGGAACGCGAGAUGGGCGCUGCCGUGACGGAGGCGAUGGAACCGCCCUCCGGAGGAAAGGAGGAGAAGCUCGGCGGAGGAGAGAAAUCGGUUGGAGGAGAGCGGAAGAAGGAAGUGGUGAUGGUGGAUUCGUCGCCGGGGGAGACGAAGGUGUCCAGGUUGCAGACGCAGCACCCAGUGGCUCCCAUCCAUGUCGCCCCGCACCCCGCCGCCACAGCGGCCACCGCCUCCGCCGGCUUCCAACCCGCCCCAACCCCACCGCAGGUCGUCAGCCUGGCCUCGCUGAACUCCAGGGCGUACACCAAUCGGAUUUCGCUGCUGCUCUUCGUGUUCCACCUCCUGGUGGCCGCCGCCGCCGUGUGCUUCUUCUGCUACAAGGGAGUCCAGGGCUUGCUCGACUUCGGAUCUCCCAGGGCUCGACGGGAGAGGCAUGUGCUCAAGUUCUGGAUUCCGCCCAUCGAGGGCGCCUCCGUCCUCAGCAUCAUCCUCGCCUUCGUCUGGCAGAAAACGGUGCGGUUGUAUCCUACCGUCAUGGUCCACAUCAUCCUCUGGGCCAGCUUCUUCGCCACCAUGGCUGCCGGAAUCCUCCUCCUUUGCUUCUCCCUCCCGGCCACAGACGGGCUCGGCGUCGCCCUCAUCGCCUUCUCAAUCGGCGCCGGCCUCUACACCUGCUGGGUCACUCGCCGUGUCGCAUUCACGGGGAAGAUCUUCGCCCAGGCGCUGAAGCCGGUGGCCAAAUUCCCGGACGUGAACGGCCCGGCCUACCUCAUGAUGGGCGUCGGCUUCCUCUGGAUCUUGGUGUGGUGCUUUUCCAUCAUCGGAGCCCUCAAUUUCUACUACCCGCCCCUGACCAUCCUCGCCCUGGUGCUCAGCCUGGCUUGGACGGCCGAGGUGAUGCGCAAUGUGGCUAAUUUGACGGUUAGCCGAGUGAUCGCCCUGUAUUACCUCAGGGGAAUGCAGUCGAACACCCAGUUCAGCUUCCAGCGCGCCACCACCAUCAAUCUCGGCAGCGCCUGCCUCGGCUCGCUCUUCGUCCCCUCCAUCGAGGCGCUCAGGAUCAUCGCCCGCGGCCUCAACUUGCUGGAGGGAGAGGACGAGUUCUUGUUCUCCUGCGCUCACUGCUGCCUCAGAGUCAUGGAAUCCGUCUUCCGCUACGGGAACAGCUGGGCCUUCGUCCAUAUCGCAGCAUACGGAAAGGGGUUCGUGGAGGCGUCGAUGAGCACUUGGGGGCUAUUCGAGCGGAACAAGAUGGAAGAGCUGGUCGACUCCGACAUCACCUCCGCCGUCUGCUUUCUGACUGGGGUGACCAGCGGCGCACUCUCCCUCAUCUUCGCCGCGUCCUGGACCUUCUCCUCCCACAAGCACUACACGGCCACCGUCUCCCUCCUCGCCUUCUUCGUCGGCUAUCUCAUGGUCAGUUCCUCUCUCUCUCUCACUCUCACUCUCACACACUCCAGACUCCAGAGGGAAUCACUCACCCAACCCCCAAAUCCCUUUCCCGCAGACGCGGAUCGGCAUGGCGCUGCCGCACGCGUGCGUGGCGUGCUACUACGUCUGCUACGCCGAGAACCCGACCUCGCGACUGUUCGACUCCACCAUCCCGGAGCGGCUGAACCAGAUCGACCGCGAGGGCAACGUAGCCACGCCUCGGUUCCCCCGGCGCCCCCCUACCGCUUGACGCCCGCCCGCCCUCCCGCCCUCCCGCCCGCCCGCCGCCGCACAAUGGCUGCUCCUGCAGACAAAUCAAUCGCCGCCUCGCGACGGCGACGGAAGGAGACGCCCGCACGCCAAGUGUUUGUAUAUUUGUCUCAAUUAAAAAAGACCCGACAGCUGGGCUACGAGGGGGAAGGAGCGGAGUCUUGAGUCGUGACGUAAGUCGUAAGGCUUCGAAUUUAAUUGGUGGGGCAGAUCUCAUGGGAUCGUUGUCAUCGGCGCUUUAUCUCGUUGAAUGAUUAAUCUGCGCCGCCAUCCUCGGUAGGGAAUAUU
Messenger RNA from Zingiber officinale, 2263 nucleotides. RefSeq names its product CTL-like protein DDB_G0274487. NCBI's taxonomy places the organism in Eukaryota, Viridiplantae, Streptophyta, Magnoliopsida, Zingiberales, Zingiberaceae. Gene Ontology annotation, molecular function: transmembrane transporter activity. The record is from RefSeq and is a predicted model, not a curated record. Gene Ontology annotation, cellular component: membrane. The coding region runs from base 290 to 2140 and encodes 616 amino acids. The transcript is spliced from 4 exons. Gene Ontology annotation, biological process: transmembrane transport.